Fundulus heteroclitus (mummichog) is the source of this 4450-nucleotide messenger RNA. Its product is annotated as DLEC1 cilia and flagella associated protein. The record is from RefSeq and is a predicted model, not a curated record. Gene Ontology annotation, biological process: negative regulation of cell population proliferation. Lineage: Eukaryota; Metazoa; Chordata; Actinopteri; Cyprinodontiformes; Fundulidae.
CCACUUGGAGUUGCCCUUCCACUGGCAAAUCAUGAAACCCGACCUGCGUCCUGUCCUUCCCGGGGAAACCCCGGAGCCAUCCCAUAAUCAGGUUCAUCCGGACACCAGCGACGUUUACCACAUCAGCCCCGAAACAGGCCUGCUGGCUCCCUGUCAGGACCAAGAGUUUCUCCUAACCUUCUGUCCAAAAGAGUUGAGGGAUUACCACAGCGUCCUUCACUUGGUCCUGAGGGACGUCCCCCUGUUGCCACCAGAGCCCAACGAGAACAGUUUGCCUGUUCAUGCGAGGAAAUCCAGCGUCCUUCACCCUGUGCUGACCGGCUCCAAGGUGAGCAGUGUGACCAUCAUGGAGAUAGAGGUCAAAGGGUCAACAGAGCCGUACCGGGUCCUCCUGGAGCCGCACGCUGUCGUAAUCCCUGGGGAGAUUUGGAUUCGCACCAACACGCGCAAGCAAUUUAAGAUGUGGAAUCACAGUAAAACCUUCAUCUUGUUUCAAUGGGAGAGGCUGACCAGCCGCUGCCAUGUUGUGGAAGUAGAGCCAUCUGCUGGUAGAAUAGAAGAGAACGAGUGUUUUGAUUUUGAUCUCAUCGUCACUGGAGGGAAGCCGGAGAAGCUGCAAACCAGUUUGUUUUGCAACAUACAGCAUCAGCACGAACCUGUGAGGUUGCCUGUGGAGGUUUCCUUUAAGGGUCCUGCAGUGACGCCCAGUGUGCCCUGUGUGGACUUUGGGCUUGUGAGACUCGGUGAACAUGCUCAUACCACCCUGGUUCUGACCAACACCAGCCCUCUGGAGGCCAGCUGGACUCUUAAGGAGAUUAUAAAUGAGCAGCAUCCCAGAGGCGCGCAGGUCUUGGUGGAGCCAUGCAGAGGUUCCCUGCCUCCCUUUGCUUCGUGCAGAGCAGAGCUGUCCUUCAGCUCCGGUUUCUGCCAGAAGUUUGAAACGGAGCUGGAGCUGAGUGUGGAGAACGGAACCGGGUGUCACGUGUGGGUCGGAGCGGACGUGCAGUCCCCUCAGGUGCGCCUCUUGAACUGUGAGCUGGUCUUUUCUGAGCUUUACGUCGGAGUUCCCGCAGGAGGCAGCGUAACACUUUUCAACCAGACCCUGCUGCCGUCACGCUUUAGCUGGAAGAAGCAGCUCCAGGGUAGACAGGCGCCGCUCUGCACGGCCACCUUUGACCCGUCUUCUGGUGCGCUGGGACCCGAUGCCACCGUGGAGGUCACCGUCAGCGUCACUUCUCACACAGACGUGGACCUGACUGAGGUGGCUGCUCUCUGUGAGGUGGAGGGGAUGAACUCGCCGCUCGUCCUUGGACUUUUCGCUCCCCGGCCCAAGAAACUUUCCGUGUCCUACUCGCUGCCUGGCGUCUGCGGGAAUGAUGACGGUCACUCGGCGUUGCUGCUCGACUUUGGAGAAGUCGUUUUGAAAAGACGGGUGACCAGACAGCUCCUCAUCACCAACCAAAGCCCGAUCCCUGCAGCCUUCACCCUUAAGGCAGAGUUCUUCGGCUGCCACGUCUCAGCGGCGAGCAGCUCCUUAGAGAAGAGACCCACACACACAAAGGCGCCGCUUCACGCUGCACACGCGGAGAAAGUGGAGGCGAAAGCACACGAAGAGUUUCUGAGCGGCCUUCUGGCCCAUGGAAAAGGGGCGGCCUUCCUGGUCCAGCCAGACUCGGGGCAGCUGGGACCGUUCGAGGCCAGGACGGUGGAUGUGACCGCCUACAGCAACAUGUGGGGGGAGUACAGAGACCGGCUCGUAUGCGAGGUCGGAGACCUUGAGGCGACGCGUAUAUCCAUGCGGAUGUCCGUGAAGGGCUGCCCGCUCUACUUCCAAAUGUUAGGCCCCCGGCCAGAUGACCAGCAUCAGGGACCAGUCAUACACUUCAGCACUCACUUGUCAGGAGGAGACACGGUUUCCAGACCUCUCCGCAUCAAUAAUCCCACCAUGUUUGAUAUUCGUGUGGACUGGGAGACGUAUAACAUCGAAGAGAAUGACCGUAAGCUGGUGGACGUCGUGGUGAAAUACGGAGACCACUUCCCACUAAAGGAUGCCGACGGUAAUGAGCUGCUGAGCGGGGCCUUUGGGCUUUUCGGUGGAAACGUUCCAACAGCGUGGGAGAAGAAUCAGACGGCAGCAUCUGAGGGGACGAGCGCGCCGGAUGGACAGAAGCGGGACUCUGUAAGUGAAGAAGAAGAGCAGGAAGAGCCUCUCCACCCUGCGAGGAAAAACCUCAUCUCCGUCCACAUAAGACCCCACAUAGGCAGCCUGUCAGAUUCCCCGUACUGCAUCACGCCACAGCAGACCGUGAUCCCGGCGAAGGGCAGUCGGAGCAUCCAUGUAUCUUUUACCCCUCUGAAUCUCUCCGAGUCCCAGCGUGAGUGCAGAUGCGUGGGUGUAGCGCUCGGUUUCCUGAGCCUAGACUCAGAGGAGGCCGUUUACAUCCCCGGUAAAGUCAGAAGGGAGCAGGGUUUGGAUUUACAGCCUGUCAGAUUGGAUCUGGAAGCAACCAUUAAGCCAGCGGUGCUGUUGGUGCAGAUGGAGGAGGACGGCGAGGUGCUGGAGUUUAACGCCUCCGCCGGGGAUUUACUGAGGGCUGGACCGGGCGAGGAGGUAGCAGUCGGCGAAUUCAGCGUCACACGGAGCUUCCAGCUGAGGAACGCCGCAGAGACGCCUUUACGUUUCCAACUGGGUACACAGCCUCCGUUCUCAGUUCUGAAGCCUCCCUCCCGACUUCGGACCAACUCCUCCAGCACGCCCUGUUCUGUUCACGACCAGCCGCUGGUGCUUCGCCCUCAGCAAAGCAUGCAGGUGAACGUAGUCUUCACCUGUUCUCUGCCACUGCUGGACCUCCCAGACCACACGGAGGAAGGCCUCGCUCUCGGAGUGAGGCUGAUCCACGCUGAAAGCGGUCUGAAGAAGCUGAGGUUCCUGCAAAACCUCCUUAUCCACCACAGCAACAACAGCCUGCAGAAGGUUCCUCUGUGCGCCCAUCUGGAUCUACCCACCCUCAGUGUCUCCACCGACUGCCUCGGCUUCGGGUUUUGUUACGUUGGCCACACACAGGCCAGAGAAAUAAACCUGUACUGCCAUGGGGCACGCACCUACUGGAAAGCCCUCAUAACAACGUCAGAGCCUCGUGUGUUUGAAGUUACUCCAGAUUUCGGGUUUCUCCCAUCCAAGAAAAACUCCCGGAGCCAGUGCCUGCAGAUCCGCUUCACUCCGAGCGAAGACAAAGCGUUCGAGGCCUCGUUGGUGAUCCAGUCUCCUCUGGUGCCGACGCCCGUCACCGUGCGGCUCCAGGGAGCAGGAUCCUUCGAUGAGGCCUACAGGUCGACGUGCGUGUCUGUGUAACGGCGCGACUGACGACCGAAACGCAAUUUUUUUCUGGAAUGCCAAUAAAUGUUUCACAAUAAUCAAAACAGCAACGUUCUUCGCUUGCUUUCUGUCAAGCAGCAGAAGAUGUCAGGGAAGGGUUCUAAAAAAACACGAUCCCACCUAAACCUGACUAGAAAUUAUUCAGCUGUGCCAAAACUUGGGGAGAGUUUGCUUUGCCACCGUGAGAAAGAAGAGGAGAGAACACGAAAAGGGAGGGAAGGACGGCAUCGUAAAAAGGUUGUUUACUGCGAGUCGUAAAUAGGCGACUGGCGGGAGCCACGCCCACAAAAUAAAAGAGGUGGAGUCAAAGGGCUCGUUAAAUGGGGAGAGGUUCUUCUUAUCUCUGAGCUAAAACGGCAUAAAAAAGUUAUUGUCCAGUGUCUUAUGAGAUAGUUUGGACAAAGUUACAGUGAAGCUUUGUUGUUAAGAGCUUUAGUCAGGAAAAAAAUGCGGACGUCCUACGACAGCCGGUGGGUUUUUCUAAUCUAUUUGGACAUACAAAUAUGUUUAAGCCUCCGACAUGCAGCCCAGUGUUCCUCUUUACUGAUGAAGUGACAGUGAACACCAUGGUGAGACUAAAAAAAUGCUGUCUGGGGGCUUCAGAGAAAGGAUCGUAGCAGUUUAGGAGUCUAGUUAGGGAUUUAAAGAGGUCUCAAAAGUAAUCAGCCGUUUCUGCAACAUGGAAAUUGGGAGGACGUUCAAAACGACAGCCUUAAACUUCCUCAAACGUUCACCUUGAGAGAAGUUAACGAGAUGCUAAAAGAAGGGUCCAGAGACCCUAAAGCGUCCCCAUGGACCAGCAGCAGGCUUUCGCUGCCGUCGAUGUGAAAUUUCAUGUCUCCAAAAAUCAGGCAGAAACUGCACAAGUUUACCUUUUUAAUGGGAGACGCACAAGUAGGAAAAGCUUUGCUGUCUCAGAGAAUCACCAAGAGUCAAACACGGAUAAGUGCAACAAAAUCGCAUUAUUUUUCAAGAGUUUUGACAUCGAUAGAAGACAUUUUUUUUUUUUAGGUUGAAUGGGAAGGUUUGGUAGCUAAAGCCUAAAAUGGAGAAUGUGAUCCCAGUUCCAGUUGG